Messenger RNA from Anguilla rostrata (American eel), 2597 nucleotides. RefSeq names its product sorbitol dehydrogenase (gene sord). Gene Ontology annotation, biological process: D-sorbitol catabolic process. Gene Ontology annotation, molecular function: zinc ion binding; L-iditol 2-dehydrogenase (NAD+) activity. The record is from RefSeq and is a predicted model, not a curated record. Bases 184 to 1248 code for a protein of 354 amino acids. NCBI's taxonomy places the organism in Eukaryota, Metazoa, Chordata, Actinopteri, Anguilliformes, Anguillidae. The transcript has 9 exons.
ACACUCCUGACCUGACAUGCAUUAGCUUGAUAGUUAGCUAACCAUUGGGUUGCGCAAGUUCUACUAGUUUUGUCAUUAAAAACAAGAAAAGGUACUUUGAGCCCUUGUCUAGCUAAGAGAGACUUGCUGCAGUGUUCUCCCCUAAUAAAUCCAAUUUAGCACAGAUUAAAUCGGAUUUUCGACAUGGAUAAAGAGAAUCUGUCCGUGGUGCUGCAUUCGCCUGGCGAUCUCAGAUUGGAACAUCGCCCUGUUCCUGAACCAGGUCCAAAUGAGGUGCUGGUGCAGAUGCACUCUGUUGGGAUCUGCGGCUCAGACGUGCACUACUGGCAGCACGGACGCAUUGGUAGCUAUGAGGUUAAGAAGCCCAUGGUGCUGGGGCACGAAGCCGCAGGACGCGUCAUAAAAGUGGGGUCAGGGGUCAAGCACCUCCAGCCAGGUGACAGAGUAGCGAUCGAACCUGGGGUGCCUCGCGAGAUGGACGAGUUUUUCAAAACUGGGCGGUACAACCUGUCCCCCACUAUCUUCUUUUGUGCAACACCUCCAGAUGACGGGAACCUCUCUAGAUACUACAAACAUAGUGCCAACUUCUGUUACAAGCUGCCUGACAGCGUGACCUAUGAGGAGGGGGCUCUGAUUGAGCCCCUGUCUGUCGGUAUCUACGCCUGCCGCAGGGCUCAGGUGACUCUGGGCAGCACCGUGCUGAUCUGUGGUGCAGGACCAAUUGGGCUGGUCUGCUUGCUGGUUGCCAAAGCGAUGGGUGCGUCACACGUGGCAAUCAGUGACCUGAUAGCAGAGCGUCUGGAAAUGGCCAAGGAGCUGGGUGCUGACUUCCUCCUGCAGGUGAAAAGGGGGGACACGCCAGAGGAGCUGGCCAAGAAGGUGGAGGGGCAGCUGGGCCGCCAGCCCCAGGCUACCAUCGAAUGCACGGGAGUAGAGAGCAGUAUCCAGACUGCCAUCUAUGCGACCCGACGUGGUGGUGUGGUGGUUCUGGUUGGGUUGGGCUCUGAGAUGGUGACCGUUCCCCUCCUCAGUGCUGCCCUCAGAGAAGUGGACAUCAGAGGAGUCUUCCGCUAUUCCAACACGUGGCCAGUGGCAAUCGACAUGUUGGCCUCCAAGCAGGUCAAUGUGAAACCCCUGGUGACGCACCGAUUCCCCCUGGAGGAGGCCGUGCAGGCCUUCGAGACCACACGCCAGGGCCUGGGGGUCAAAGUCAUGCUCAAGUGUGACCCAAAUGACCAGAACCCGUGAGCAAGAACAUAGAGUGGUCAUCCUACCGCAUACAUAGGGCCUUUGGAUGUGACACUUGAAAUUCCAAGCUUUAAAUUUUCCCCACUGUAGCUCUCUCCUUAAAAAUCCAUAAAAACUCCUUACGUAAAGUAGCCAAAGGUUUUAUUGAACCAUGCCAUGCUGUGGGGUGAAGAUGUGAAAUCAAACUUUGACGUUGCAAAAAACCUGAGUCACCUGCCACCUUAGUAGUUAAACCGCAUACUGUAAGCAGGAAAACAGCAGUCGCCUGAUUACAACAAAUAAGCUCUUAUAUAUAAACAAAUCAGGAUUUAAGUUAAGAUGUGUGUUCUACUUGGAAAUAUUGGGACAUUUCAGUGACUGAAUGUAUUUGGGGGCACUUGUUUCCUAGGAAAGCAGGCCAUAAUCCGGCAAUGUUUUUUCACGUAGGCACUCUUCAAUCAGGGACUUUUUCUGACUUUUGGACUCCUUCCAAGACUUCCUUAUGGUCAGGCAAGCAGGAAACGGUCUAUUAUAUGCAAACUCUUUCAGAAAAAGAGGUGGGGAUGGUUAUUUGCUUAGUUUCCUUUCUAUGAUUAUCUAUGAGAAGCCAACGCACCAUUCAUUUGUUAUAUAGCCUAGUUUGUUGAAAACUUCUUUUAGGGCAUGGGUUGGUAAUUCUUUAUUUGCUUAGUUUCACCAUGCCCCAUUAAGAAAGAAAGCCUAACAAAUAAAUGAAUAAUAGCUUAUGCAUUCCAUGUUGUCUGAUUCUUUGGUUGUUGCCAUUCAGUAUAAGUGAGGCGUGUAACAACGCAUUAUGUAAUAACAUCGCAUUAUGUAAUAACUCGACAAAAUGUAAUACAUUUUUACUUCAUUAUGUAAUAACACCCUCGUUUUAUAAUAAUCUGCCACAUUUUGUAAUUUCAGCCUUACUGUAUGUAAUAACCAACCAAAAUGGAUGUCUUUAUUCAUAAAAAAUCAUUAUAACAACAAAAUUAAUUAAAAAAAAAAUACAAUUAAUUCAGUAGAUUAGUAGUAUCUUUCAUUUGUCAAAACUACAUCAAGUGUCACUGUAUUCCUUAGCUUAAUUGAAACUGUACUUGAGGGUUCAUAGAAACAUAGAAACUGCAUGACAUUGAGUGUUAUACUGACACAAACAUCUCAGUACUGGUACACACAGGAGACACACACACGUGCAUACAUGUGUGCACACGCACACACAAACAAACAAACAUAGAUGAACAUGCACACACUCUCGACUCUUGCUUUUUAUUAUGUGGAGCACUUUUUUUGUUUGUUUUUGUUGCCAAAUUGGUUUUGGAGCAGUGAGAGCAGUGAGCACAGCUUAUAGUUUAAUAAACAAUUGAACUGAA